This is a messenger RNA of Fusarium poae, 2175 nucleotides long. RefSeq lists its product as uncharacterized. Lineage: Eukaryota; Fungi; Ascomycota; Sordariomycetes; Hypocreales; Nectriaceae. The record is from RefSeq and is a predicted model, not a curated record. The transcript has a single exon. The coding region runs from base 1 to 2175 and encodes 724 amino acids.
AUGGUUAAUCCAGUAAAACCCCCUCCAGGUUGGUUGGCCUUGCCGGCUACAGCAACCGAAGAGGAGAAGGGUUACUGGAAUGAAUUCCUGGAACAAUGGCAGCUGCAAGAGCGCAAGUUCGCCCAAGAUGAAGAAGAGUGGAGUAAGAUCUCACGAAGGUUGAGAAAGGAACCGGCAGGCAAACUGUACAAUCAUUAUAUUGGAAAGAAGGUGCCACCACAAGAUCUCACUUGGGGUCAUCUUGUCGCAGCUCUUAUCCUCUUUGGCAAGGAUCAGGUGAUAAACUCGACUUUUGGCAGGAGGAUCCAGGAGAAGUAUCCUAGAUCAGAUAUCACAACUAUGCAGUUCAACAAACGGGGGCCAACUAUCAGAAUUCCAGCUCAAAAUAAUGGAAGAGGAAGGUCAAGGCAAGCUGAGAGCGAACAUGAAGAAGAGGAUCGUGAAGAAACGGAAGAAGAAGAGCAACAACAACCAGAACAAGAGGAACAAGAACAACAAGUCCAACAAGUACAACAACCAGAACAAGAGGAACCUGAACAACAGGUACAACAACAAGGACAACAGAUACAACAACAGCAGCAGCAAGAAGGAGACGGAAACCAUAGAGUCCUCGAAGAGAUCCAAGUGUCAGCGCCAGUAUCAGCACCAGUGCCAGCACCAGCACCAACGCCAGUGCUAGCGCCAGUGCCUUGGAACACAAGGAAUCGUUUCACCAAUACCACCAGUUCAGGGCCAAGAAGCAGUAGCUGGCGAAGCGGCAACCUUUUCUCAGCCCCUCCUCCGACAAAUCCAACCAACAAUCAUAGUCAGUCUCCUCACCCUCGACAAGGAACGACUAGCCCAAGAGACAGCGCGAGGCAGGCCCAAGGAGGAGAGAGCGCCACCAGUUUUCCUUCUAGAUCUAGUUCUAAACAGCCUCUGGCAGAUCCCCAAUCUGACAAACCCCAAGCCAGCGGUCCUGUCCAGAAUCGAGAAUCCCCACCUCAGCCAGACUCUAACAUAAACGUCAUCUCAAACUCCGACCUGGACACCACCAUCAACGUUGCUCAAGAAAAUUCAGACUCAGACCUCAGACAGACUCACAAUCGUAUGACCAUCAACAGCAGUCCCGGGCCCGGAGACGGUUGUGAUGGAAUCUAUCUAGCGGAAGACGCCGUUGCCGCCGCCAACACUACGACCGGCAAUGUGUUCCCUAGCAGUAAUUUCCACAGCAUUGAUCUCACGAGCACUGAGCUUACCGCUAGCUCUGUGACCGACCAGUCUCGCAAUAGCAGGUUUUCCAGCAAUACCUCCGUCAACAGGUUCAAUGGUUCUGUCUUCCCUCCAAGUCCAUGGAGCACGGCAACGAGCAGGCCCACUCCCAGAAAGCGAAAUAUUGACCAAGUUGGAGACGAUAUCACACCAAGGCCCAGCCCAGCCUCCCCAGCUGUAUGGGCAUCGCUCUCAAAUCCGUCUUCCCCUUAUGUUAGCACGUUUGGAAAGCCUGCCAAUUCGACUUACGGGCACCUCACCAACCACACUGGGGCUCUUGAGCAAAUUUUACAACGCUACCAUCAGUUAGGUGGCUAUGUAAUUAGCCUGGACGGGCCUGAAAAUGAGCACUCACGACUGCGUGACAACGGCACCAAUAUAAUUCGCGAUAUUAAGACCUGGGGCUUGGAGGUAAUCGAAUCAAGAAACAGGGCCAUGGCCGAACUCGAAAGCCUUCGCGAAUCUAACAAUAAGUUUGUCAAUUCAAAUAAAGACUUGGAGUUGGCAAACGCCGCAAAGGCAGAAGCCGACAAAGCCCUUGACACGCUUGUUUCCCAAUUUGCCGAGCACUUGUCAGACAACAGAAAAAAGUUUGACACGUUCCGGCAAGAUGUUGAGAAGUCAAUUGAGGAAAAUGAAGCAAAAACGAGUCGCUCCUUGCACGAAAAACUGGAGAGUCUGGAGGCCCAGAUGAACACCACAACCGCCACUUUGAAGGAGGAUCGUGCUAAAGAAAUGGAGAUGAUGCAGUCCAAGUUGGAGCGUUUGGAGGCGAUGCUCGAAGAAUCGACUGAAAAUAAUAAACAAUUAGAGAAGCAUAUUUCGGGGCUCACUGGUGUCGUCGCUGAUGUCGGCGCUGCCACUGGUGUUGUCCACUCAGAACAACAAUGGAAUACAGCACUCGCACAGUAUGGGCUGCGAUAA